GGUUGCUGUGCGACGAGACGGCUCCCUGUCCCCACUGAACUCACCGCAAAUGGAUGCCGGCUUUCCCCUGGGAACCUGGAGACUGUACCUCAUGUCAGGAAGCGUUCUCCAGGACCCCGCUUCCCUGGGGAGGUAAAAGCGUGCACUGAUUGGGAAGGGGCGAUGGAAGAAGUGCAGCAGCUCUGAACUAUGCUUGUGAACUGCAUGUCUGUGAAGAGGCAACUUGGCCUUCGCUGCGUGGGGUCUUGGGCACUCCGGAGACUACAUUUCCCAGCAUCCCCGCCGUGGCGGAACUACCUUGCCCGAAAGCCUGAGCGAAGUUCCUCCCGCCUUCGGCUUCCUGUCCCUCGGAAAGCUGAGAAAGAACAUGAGGUGUCGCUGGGCUUGGCGCCUCUUGCGCUCUGAUGGCUGUGGGGGCCGCUGGGUUUCAGCUCCGCGCGGGCGUUUCUCACCGGCCCUGCGGAGAGAUUUCUUGACCACCACAAGCAAGGAAGGAUACGAUAGGAGGCCAGUGGACAUAACUCCUUUAGAACAAAGGAAAUUAACUUUUGAUACCCACGCAUUGGUUCGGGAUUUAGAAACUCAUGGAUUUGACAAAGCACAAGCGGAAACAAUUGUAUCAGCAUUAACCACUUUAUCUAAUGUCAGCCUGGAUACUAUCUAUAAGGAGAUGGUCACUCAGGCACAACAGGAAAUAACAGUCCAACAGCUAAUGGCUCAUUUGGAUUCUAUCAGGAAAGAUAUGGUCAUCCUAGAAAAAAGUGAAUUUGCAAAUCUGAGAGCAGAGAAUGAGAAAAUGAAAAUUGAAUUAGAUCAAGUUAAACAACAACUGACACAUGAAACCAGCCGAAUCAGAGCAGAUAAUAAACUGGACAUCAACCUAGAAAGGAGCAGAGUAACAGAUAUGUUUACAGAUCAAGAAAAGCAACUUAUGGAAGCAACCACAGAGUUUACCAGAAAGGAUACCCAAAUCAAAAGUGUUAUUUCAGAGACCAGCAAUAAAAUUGAUACUGAAAUUGCUUCCUUAAAAACACUGAUGGAGUCUAACAAACUUGAGACAAUCCGUUAUCUUGCAGCCUCAGUGUUUACUUGCUUGGCAAUAGCUUUGGGAUUUUAUCGAUUCUGGAAGUACUACUAAUGCUGCCACCAGUGCUAAUGACUUCUUAGAACAUUACCCAAAAUGCAUUUUCUUUUAACGCUUUCUGUCAGUUGCUGAAGAAACGUAUUGCAAGAUUAUCAAAGUAUAUAAGGACUAGAAAAGUAUUUCAGGUAUUUCAACUUGAUUUGUGUCUUUAUGUUGAAAAGCUGUCACCCAAAACCUGAUUUAUUUGAGAUGAAAGAGCAUGCUUUUGAUAGUUCAUAGAAAAGGAACCAGAAUUUUCUUAUGUUUCAACAACUUUAUAAAUAAAAUUUUGUUGAUAUCUGCUGCAAA
This is a messenger RNA of Fukomys damarensis (Damara mole-rat), 1432 nucleotides long. RefSeq names its product coiled-coil domain containing 90B (gene Ccdc90b). The transcript has 9 exons. Bases 368 to 1138 code for a protein of 256 amino acids. NCBI's taxonomy places the organism in Eukaryota, Metazoa, Chordata, Mammalia, Rodentia, Bathyergidae. Gene Ontology annotation, cellular component: mitochondrion. The record is from RefSeq and is a predicted model, not a curated record.